GCCAAUCACUCACAACAUCUCACUCGCCCAGGAUCCCUAAUGGACCAUCGCCAGGUCGCCAGGUCCGCCCAAAAGCGAUCGAAAGAUGACUACAUAUACCGAAUACCUACCCCUGACUGUUUUUGUCCAGCAUGUAGCGACAUCACGCUUAACAGCUUGAGGUCAGGUAGACCGCCCCAGCUACAGAUCAGGGAAGCAAACACAGUGCAUCAGGUAAACGAUUUGACAACACUAGUAUCACUCGAGGAAGCUAGCUGGCUCAGAUUCAGUCACUCGGGAGAUCCAGUUUUAUACGAUGCUCACCUCCACCAAAGAGAGAGGGGAAAGGCGAUGGCAGGCCAAACGACCCCCGAUGGCACUCUUUUCCUCCUAGAAAGUCGAUGGAUGAGCGGCAACCGGUACGUUUGCUGUUCAAUUAAAGUCAAUCAAAAGACCCGGCGCGUUGUCCGGACAUGUGAGAAAAACUGCAUACCGCGGUAAUCCGGAUGAAACUUAUCAAACUAAUGCCAGUCACGAAUGUCUGAUUGUGACCUUGAAGAUUUCCAACACUACGAAAUGGUUUGGCGAGUGAGAGCUCAUGAGGUAUCUCCACGGUCAAAGAUACACUGCACAGGCACACUGGGGAAAUACACCAAUACCACUCAAUCAGAUUGAUCGACACGAGACCGCUUUUCAACCAAUCCUAUUAAUUUCGGAGGCCACGAUCCAAUGUCACCGGUUGAAGUCAUAAGAUGUGCAGAAAAGGAUAAAAUGGCCUGCGCGAGUUACAGGCUGCAUGAGUCUGAAAGGGCAGAGAAAGAGAACUGCAUGUUGAUCAUCCACCGUCUCAAUUGCUCAGAGUGGGUGGAUCUGGGAUGGGCCCAGUACCGCACAACCUACCCUCCAAUAUACCCGGGAAAGCCACCGUCCAGCCAGGCCAAUCGAAACCCCUCCUCCCUAAAGAGUGAAUCCCGAACGCUCAAGACGCGCCCACGUUCCGACCGGGACCGCAGUAUUUCGGUAUACAGGCCGCUAGGCGUCGCGAAAUCUAGCUUGACCUUUGCCAAGAAAAUGGCGGGAAAAGGGUGA
Messenger RNA from Tuber melanosporum (Perigord truffle), 1068 nucleotides. RefSeq lists its product as uncharacterized. NCBI's taxonomy places the organism in Eukaryota, Fungi, Ascomycota, Pezizomycetes, Pezizales, Tuberaceae. The transcript has 2 exons. The record is from RefSeq and is a predicted model, not a curated record. Bases 751 to 1068 code for a protein of 105 amino acids.